UGAUCCCUCGGAACGUAUGACCUCAUGACCUGUCUCCGGCCUUGCUUGGGAUUAGCUUCAGCAGCUCGGCGAGUCGAGUGGAAUUGAGACGAGCGGAGUCGCCACAAUCAUGCUCAAAUGUCGAAGCGUGUGGAGAACGCUUGCUCCCUUUGCCGGAGCCUCGGCAACCUUGUGCCGGCAAAAUGUCAGACGUACAGGUUUGAACAAUGGCAGAACGCCCGCACACGUACCCGCGGCUCACGUGGCGACGGGGCCUGCGGGCGGCGGCGGCGGGCAAAACCACUUCUAUGUCCUUCUGGUUGGCGGAACCUGCCUUGGGGGAGCAAUAUAUGCAUACAGAACUCUUAAAGGAGACCAGCGAAGAUAUCAGGAACGAAUUGCAGAAAUUUCAUCUCGACCGCAUCGCCGCGCCAAAGAAGCAACGACGAGCAUCCGCACAGAAGCUCCUGCCACAGAGGCCGUUGCGACACAAGCUGUUGCCGAGGCGGAAGCUCAAGUCAAACCUCCGUCGCGAGAGCCGAGCGGUCCGGCGCCGGACGCUGAGUCGGCGGCCCCGAGUGAGACAACUCAACCUCCACGAGCAGACGGGCCUGUGUUCGGAGGAGCGGCGGAAGAAGCGCCUGCCGAGCCGCAAGUUGAGGAGGCCGCAAGACAGGACUCUGCGCAGCCCUCGCUCACACUCCCGUGGCACGCCCCCUACCUCCUCAUUGGCGGAGGGACCGCCUCCUUCGCCGCUGCCCGCUCUAUUCGAGCCAGAGACCCCGGCGCCCGCGUCUUGAUCGUGACGGACGAGCCGGACCUCCCGUACAUGAGACCGCCUCUGUCCAAAGAGCUGUGGUUCUCCGACGACCCCGCUGUGACGGAGACGCUGCGUUUCAAGCAGUGGAACGGGAAAGAACGAAGUAUUUACUUCCAGCCACCGUCGUUCUACAUUAGUCCAGAAGAACUGAGCGAUGCGGAAAAUGGAGGCGUGGCCGUUCUCACGAGCAAAAAGGUUGUCCACAUGGAUGUGAGAGGAAAUAAAGUGAAACUAGACGACGACACAGAGAUUUCCUAUGACAAGUGCUUGAUUGCCACAGGCGGCGUUCCGAGAAAUUUGCAAGUCCUAGACCGAGCGGGCGAGGAGGUGAAGAACAGGACCACUUUGUUCCGGAAGAUUGAGGACUUCAGAUCCUUAGAUAAAGUCUCCAGAAACAUGAAGUCCAUCACCGUCGUCGGAGGCGGCUUCUUGGGCAGCGAGCUGGCCUGCGCCCUCGGCCGGCGAUCUCACGAUUCCGGUCUGGAGGUGAUCCAGAUGUUCCCCGAGAAGGGCAACAUGGGCAAAGUUCUGCCCGAGUAUCUCAGCAACUGGACGACGGAAAAAGUCAAAACGGAGGGUGUAAAAGUCCUCUCGGAAGCUUUGGUCAAAUCUGUCACCUGCAAAGAUGAUCAAUUGGAGAUCAAACUAAAGGACGGCCGAUUGGUAAAAACGGAUCACAUCGUCGCGGCUGUCGGCCUGGAGCCGAACGUGGACCUCGCCAAGUCGGCGGGUCUGGAGGUGGACUCGGACUUUGGCGGCUAUCGAGUCAAUGCGGAGCUGCAAGCUCGCUCCAACAUUUGGGUGGCGGGAGACGCCGCGUGUUUCUACGACAUCAGGCUGGGCCGCCGACGAGCGGAGCACCACGACCACGCCGUCGUCAGCGGCCGACUGGCGGGGGAGAACAUGACGGGAGCCGACAAACCUUACUGGCAUCAGUCUAUGUUCUGGAGCGACCUCGGUCCCGACGUUGGUUACGAGGCCAUCGGGAUUGUGGACAGCGGUUUGCCCACUGUGGGGGUCUUCGCCAAAGCCACCGCCAAGGACACCCCAAAAGCCGUCACUGAGAAGUCUGGAACCGGCAUCCGCUCGGAGAGCGAAACCGAGGACGUGGCGUCGAGCGCCGCGGCCCCCUCCGCGCCCGCGCCCGCCGUGGCGCGCGAAGACGACUACGGCAAAGGCGUCAUCUUCUACCUGCGAGACAAAGUGGUGGUGGGCAUCAUCCUGUGGAAUGUUUUCAACCGAAUGCCCAUCGCAAGAAAGAUCAUCAAAGAUGGCGAGGAACAUGCAGACCUGAAUGAAGUCGCCAAGCUCUUUAACAUCCACGAGGAUUAGGAUUUUUGAGGACUUCCUGCUUUACAAUAUCCGAUCAAGAUUUGUGUAGAUCGUAUGAUUUCACUGAAUUAUUUUCCUACUUGAGUUGAAAUUGCCAUCGAUUGACCAAAAUUCCGAUUCCCGCCCAGCCCGGGUCAAACGUUUGUGUCUCCAAAUUCCGGGAACAGUCUAAGAGCCGUCACGGCAGCUCAUUGGGAGAAAGGCUGAAAUAAAAUCUAUUUUUAAAUUGGGA
This is a messenger RNA of Phycodurus eques (leafy seadragon), 2363 nucleotides long. RefSeq names its product apoptosis inducing factor mitochondrion associated 1 (gene aifm1). The record is from RefSeq and is a predicted model, not a curated record. NCBI's taxonomy places the organism in Eukaryota, Metazoa, Chordata, Actinopteri, Syngnathiformes, Syngnathidae. Gene Ontology annotation, cellular component: cytoplasm; mitochondrion. The transcript has 19 exons. Gene Ontology annotation, molecular function: protein dimerization activity; FAD binding; NAD(P)H oxidase H2O2-forming activity. Gene Ontology annotation, biological process: apoptotic process; mitochondrial respiratory chain complex assembly. The coding region runs from base 110 to 2131 and encodes 673 amino acids.